UGUCCCCAUGCUUUUAUCAUCCAUUAUUGGUUCAUCCUUCUCAUCACUCUUCUUUCUUAAUUCGGCUCAGCUCGGCUCUGCUCUGCUCUGCUCGCUUCACUUGAAUUCUUCUGAAUAUUUUGGGGUUUCUGCAAUUUCUAAUGCUUGUUGACCUUUGAUUUUGGUUUGAUUUUGGUCAUCGCAUCAAGUCUUUUACUUCCAUCCUUACUGAAAGUCUGAAAUCGUUCUUCUUUCUAUUAGUAACGAAUCAUUUUCACUUUUUUCUUUCGGAUUUUUGUGGUUUCUAUUAGACUACAUAAAAAGUUACUGCUCUUUGAGGUUAUUUUUGGCGAUGGAACCUGUCAUACCAUCCCAAUUGCAACUUGUUGGUCCAGAGAUUCAUGGCUUCAAAACCAUGCAAGAUUUGGAUGUACCCACCAUGUUUGAGGAAGCUAAGACAAGAUGGCUCCGGCCAAAUGAGAUCCAUGCAAUACUUUGCAACCACAACUAUUUCAACAUUCAUGUGAAGCCGAUGAAUUUGCCAAGAAGUGGCACCAUCGUCCUAUUUGACCGAAAGAUGCUCAGAAAUUUCCGGAGGGAUGGCCACAAUUGGAAAAAGAAGAAAGACGGAAAAACUGUCAAAGAAGCUCAUGAACACUUGAAAGUUGGUAAUGACGAAAGGAUUCAUGUGUAUUAUGCACAUGGCGAAGAUCAGACAACCUUUGUUCGCAGAUGUUACUGGCUUCUUGAUAAGAAACUGGAACAUAUUGUUCUUGUUCAUUACCGUGACACUCAGGAGUUGCAAGGUUCCCCGAAUUUUGAAUCGAAUGCCAGUUCAGACCCACCUACUUCAUGGAAUCUGUCGGAAGAAAAUGAAGGGAUUGAUCAGGUUCAUUAUGCUGAGCCUAACGAGACCAUAAUAAAUCAUGAGAUGAGACUUCAUGAAAUCAACACGCUUGAUUGGGAUGAGCUUGUGGUCGUAGAUGGCCCCAAUAAGUUAAUCACCCCUGAAAGAGGAAACAUAUCAUACUUUGAUCAGGAUUACCAAUAUGGGAUGUUACAGGGCAACGAUACAAGUUUACAGAAUAACUCAACCUUUGUGCACAAACUAUUAACGGAUGAUCAAUCUGCCACAUUCCGUCCUGGAACAGUCGGUGAGGGAAAUACCUAUGACCUCAGCUUUUCCAACAUGAACAUUCAAAGGACAGGGAUCAGGGAGCAUUCAAAUUUACAGAUGGACCCCAAACUUGUAAAUGUUAGCACUGAUAGUUUAGACACUCUGGGCAAGGAUGGAAUGGAAAAUGAAGAUAGUUUUGGAAGAUGGAUGAAUUACACCAUGACUGACUCUCCUGUUGUGAUAGAUGGUCCAACUCUGACACCAGAACGUUUGGUUUCAACUGGUCAAGGAACAGUUAGACCUCCAAGUGGUUAUAAUCAACAGUCACAUUCCUUGCAGCAAAUAUUCAGUAUAACCGACAUCUCGCCUUCAUGGGCUUCAUCUAAUGAAGAAACAAAGAUUUUAGUGGUCGGAGUUUUCCAUGAAGAGCAUCGACACUUAGCAAACUCCAAUCUAUUUUGUGUCUGUGGAGAUGUUUGUCUUCCUGUCGAAGUCGUCCAAUCUGGUGUAUUUCGGUGUUUUGUAUCUCGUCACAGCCCAGGAAUAGUCAACCUUUUCAUCAGUUAUGAUGGCCACAAACCCAUAAGUCAAGUUAUGGCAUUUGAAUACCGUGCUCCUCCUAUCAAUAAGUCAAUAAUUUCUUCGGAAGAAAAGUCUGAGUGGGAAGAUUUCCAAAAUACGAUGAGACUGGCUCAUCUUCUUUUUUCUUCAUCCAGGAGCCUUAAUAUCUUAUCCAGUAAAGUACCAGCAAAGGCCCUGAAAGAAGCCAAAAUCUUUGCCCACAGAACCCGAUCCAUUGUUAAUAGUUGGGAUGUUCUGAUAAAUUCAAUUACAGGAACAAGAAUAUCUUUCCAACGCGCCAAAAGUAGCUUAUUGGAGCUCACUUUACAAACCAGACUACUUGAAUGGCUUUUGGAAAGAAUAUUAGAUGGAGGAAAGAUCCCUGAUCGUGAUGUUCGAGGUCAAGGAGUAAUUCAUUUGUGUGCCAUACUGGACUACACUUGGGCUAUGUUCCCAUACUCAUGGUCAGGCUUAUCAAUCGAUUUUCGUGACAAAUUGGGAUGGACGGCUCUUCAUUGGGCAGCGUAUUAUGGAAGGCAAAAGUCUGUUGCAUCCCUUCUAUCUGCAGGGGCGAAUCCAAAUUUGGUGACAGACCCCACUUCAGAAAAUCCUGGUGGAUGCACUCCUGCUGAUCUUGCAUCCAAGAGUGGUUAUGAGGGGUUGGCUGCUUUUCUUGCAGAGAAGGCAUUGUUGGCCCAUUUUGAGGCUAUGACAUUAGCUGGAAAUGUUAGUGGCUCGUUGCAGUGUACAAUCCCGACUGAUGAUGAUUUUACCACGAAUGGCCCAGUGACCGAAGUUAAUGAAGAGGAGCAAUAUCUGAAAGAUACCCUGUCUGCUUAUAGGAGGGCUGCUGAUGCUGCAGCACGUAUACAGGCUGCAUUCAGGGAGCAGUCAUUUAAACUGAAAACAAAAGCGUUGGAAUUUGUCAAUGCAGAAGAUGAAGCACGCUGCAUAAUAGCGGCUAUGAGGAUUCAGCAUGCCUUUCGCCACUAUGAAACAAAGAAACAAAUGGCAGCUGCUGUCCGCAUACAGCAUAGGUUUCGUACAUGGAAAAUAAGAAAAGACUUUCUGAAUAAGCGUCGUCAAGCGAUCAAAAUUCAAGCCUUUUUCCGUGGUCUCCAAGUUCGAAGGGAGUAUAAGAAGAUAUUAUGGUCAGUAGGAGUGCUAGAGAAAGCAAUUAUUCGUUGGCGUUUAAAGCGAAAAGGCUUUAGAGGUCUUGAAGUUGCUCCAAUUCCAAAUGAAGAUGAGAAGCAAGAAAUCAGUGGCGAGGAAGAGUUCUUCAAAUCCAGUAGGAAACAAGCUGAAGAGCGUGUUGAGAGAUCCGUUGUUCGGGUCCAAGCCAUGUUUCGGUCAAAAAGAGCUCAAGAAGAAUAUAGAAAGAUGAAGCUAGCACUUAACCAAGCAGGGGUGGAGUACGAAGAGCUUUCGAAUCCAGUUACGAAUAUGGAAAGAUAGAAGGCCUGUGACGCGAUUGUGUGUUAGACAUCUGCGUAUAUCUUGUAAAUGCCUAGAUUAAGGUUAGGUACUUUCAACUUAAACUAUUACUUCUAUCCAUUUCUUUUAAAAAUGGAAUCAGUAGUUUUGGUCAGAAAGAGGGUUCAUGUUAGUAUAAAUGGCAGCAUGCAAUGCAGUAUAACGUAGUAAUUCUACUGUAAGUGAAAUUUGGUCAAUGUAAACUAGUUGUCUCCAUAACCAUAUUCAUGGAUAUAAAGAUGGCAUGUUUUGUAUAUGUGCUUGACCUUGAUCAUAGCUCUAAAGCUAAGGGCUGUUUACUACCUUUUUACUUC
Cynara cardunculus var. scolymus (artichoke) is the source of this 3444-nucleotide messenger RNA. Its product is annotated as calmodulin-binding transcription activator 6-like. The transcript has 13 exons. The record is from RefSeq and is a predicted model, not a curated record. Gene Ontology annotation, molecular function: transcription coregulator activity; double-stranded DNA binding; protein binding. Gene Ontology annotation, cellular component: nucleus. The coding region runs from base 332 to 3112 and encodes 926 amino acids. Gene Ontology annotation, biological process: regulation of transcription by RNA polymerase II. NCBI's taxonomy places the organism in Eukaryota, Viridiplantae, Streptophyta, Magnoliopsida, Asterales, Asteraceae.